GAGGCGGUGGGUGGUGGGAGGAAGCCUGGAGGAAAACAUUAGCUCUCGUCACUCCCUCGUAGUUUGGAGAGUUUCUUGGUUCUUGAUUAUUCCCCGGAUCGCAGCCGGGACGCGCCGCACGAAGCCAGGACGCACGACUGGUAUGAUGGAUAGAUAGCAGAAGGAGGAAGAGAAGAUGUCUUUCUUUGGCCUGGACUGUGUCAGGAAGAAAGAGAUAGAGCUGGAGAGGAAACUCCGUGCCAACGACAGAGAAUACAACCUGUCCUUUAAAUAUGCAACAAACGCCAUCAAGACCUCCAAGUACAACCUGUUCACCUUCCUACCUCUCAACCUGUUUGAGCAAUUCCAGAGGAUUGCAAACGCCUACUUCCUUUUUCUGCUGGUGCUCCAGGUGAUUCCUCAAAUCUCCUCCCUGUCCUGGUUCACCACUGUUGUGCCUCUGGUCCUCGUGCUAUCAGUCACUGCUGCUAAGGAUGCCACUGAUGACAUUAACCGUCACAGGAGCGACAAUCAAGUCAACAACAGAAAAGCUCAAGUCCUCAUCGAUAGAAAACUACGCAGCGAGAAAUGGAUGGACGUUCAGGUGGGAGACAUCAUCAAGCUGGAAAACAACCAGUUUGUCACUGCCGAUCUGCUUUUGCUCUCCAGCAGUGAACCACUCAACCUGGUCUACAUCGAGACAGCAGAGCUGGAUGGAGAAACUAACCUGAAGGUGAAGCAGGCCCUGCCGGUCACAGGAGACCUUGGAGAAGACAUUGAAAAACUGGCAGACUUUAACGGCGAGGUACGCUGUGAACCCCCCAACAACCGGCUCGACCGCUUCACGGGAACACUGACGUUUGCCGGUCAGAAAUACCCGCUGGACAACGAGAAGAUCCUGCUGAGAGGCUGCACCCUGAGGAACACCGAGUGGUGCUUUGGGCUGGUGCUGUUUGGAGGUCCAGAGACAAAGCUAAUGCAGAACUGUGGGAAGAGCACAUUCAAGAGGACCAGUAUAGACCGUCUGAUGAAUGUCCUUGUCCUCUGUAUUUUUGGUUUCCUGGCCUUCAUGUGCACCAUCCUGGCGAUAGGAAACUGGAUCUGGGAGAUGAACGAGGGCUCACAGUUCAUGGUCUUCCUGCCGAGGCAAGACGGCAACGAUGCUGCUUUCUCCGCCUUCCUCACAUUUUGGUCCUACGUCAUCAUCCUCAACACCGUGGUGCCCAUCUCUCUCUAUGUUAGUGUGGAGUUCAUCCGGCUGGGGAACAGCUUCUACAUCGACUGGGACAGGAAGAUGUACUACGCUCGCAGUGACACCCCCGCUGAGGCUCGGACCACCACCUUGAACGAGGAGCUGGGCCAAAUCAAGUAUGUCUUCAGCGACAAAACGGGGACGCUUACUCAGAAUAUCAUGACAUUCAACAAGUGCUCCAUCAACGGCAAAUCCUACGGAGAUGUGUAUGAUUGCACCGGCCAAAGGCUAGAAAUCACUGAGCAUACAGAGAGGGUGGACUUCUCCUUCAACUCUCUGGCUGAUCCCCGCUUCAUAUUCCACGACCACGCCCUGGUGGAGGCGGUGAAGCUGGAGAACCCAGAGGUGCACGCCUUCUUCAGACUGCUGGCCCUCUGCCACACCGUCAUGGCUGAGGAGAAGAAAGAAGGUGAGCUCUUCUACCAGGCUCAGUCUCCAGACGAGGGAGCUUUGGUAACAGCAGCCAGAAACUUUGGUUUUGUCUUCCGCUCACGUACACCGGACAGCGUUUCCAUUGUAGAAAUGGGACAGCAGCACAGCUACGAACUCCUGGCCAUCCUGGACUUCAACAACGUCCGCAAGAGGAUGUCAGUCAUAGUUCGGACUCCAGAGGGGAAGCUCUCUCUCUACUGUAAAGGUGCAGACACGAUCAUCUACGAGAGGCUGCAUCAGUCCUGCAGCAAGCUGAUGGACGUCACUACAGAGCACCUUAACGAGUUUGCAGGGGAGGGUCUACGGACGCUGGCGCUGGCCUAUAAGGAUCUGGAUGAGGAGUAUUUCAACCAGUGGCAACAGCGCCACCACGAGGCCAGCACUACGCUGGACGACCGGGAGAGCAAACUGGACCAGCUGUACGAGGAGAUUGAGAAGGACCUGCUGCUGCUCGGAGCAACAGCCAUAGAAGACAAGUUACAGGACGGAGUACCUCAGACCAUCGAGCUGCUGUCCAAGGCUGACAUCAAAAUCUGGGUUUUGACCGGUGACAAGCAAGAAACGGCAGAAAACAUCGGUUACUCAUGCAACUUACUGCGAGAAGAGAUGACUGAGGUCUUCAUCAUCUCAGGCAACACACCCGAGGACGUCAGAGAGGAACUGAGGUCAGAGCGAGUUCUCAAAAACUCAGUUUCAGUUCAGAUUGUAAGUGAAUCACUCAGCGACUGUCGCCUUCACAAGCUGAUUAUGAAACUUUUUUUUGUUUUUUUCUUGUGGAGCAGAAAUGCCAGAACCUCCAUGAAACCAGACGCAGUGGAUUCAAUGUUUUUCCCGCAGAAGACGCUGGUUAACGGUGUGAAAGCGAUCACAGACGAGGUGGUGAAUGGAGAGUACGGCCUGGUUAUCAACGGCCACAGUCUGGCCUACGCCCUGGAGCGCAGCGUGGAGGUGGAGUUCCUGAGGACAGCGUGCAUGUGUAAAGCAGUGAUCUGCUGCAGGGUCACUCCUCUGCAGAAGGCUCAGGUGGUCGAGCUGGUCAAAAAGUACAAGCAGGCGGUCACACUGGCCAUCGGAGAUGGAGCCAACGACGUCAGCAUGAUCAAAGCGGCUCAUAUAGGCGUGGGCAUCUCUGGUCAGGAGGGCAUGCAGGCCGUGCUGUCCAGCGACUACUCCUUCGCCCAGUUCCGCUUCCUGCAGUACCUCCUGCUGGUGCACGGCCGCUGGUCCUACCUGCGCAUGUGCAAGUUCCUGCGCUACUUCUUCUACAAGAACUUCACCUUCACCUUCGUCCACUUCUGGUACGCCUUCUUCUGCGGCUUCUCUGCACAGACGGUGUAUGAUGAGUGGUUCAUAACACUGUACAAUCUGGUGUACACAGCACUACCUGUACUGGGAAUGAGUCUGUUUGAUCAGGAUGUGAACUGCAAGUACAGUUUCCAGCAUCCUCAGCUCUACAUCCCCGGUCAACUCAACCUGUACUUCAGCAAGACGGCCUUCUUCAAGUGCGCCCUCCACAGCUGCUACAGCUCUCUGGUGCUCUUCUUCAUCCCUUACGCAGCCAUGCAAGACACGGUGAGGGACGACGGCAAGGACGUCGCCGACUACCAGUCCUUCGCCCUCCUAACCCAGACGUGUCUGCUGUUUGCCGUCAGCAUCCAGUUGGGGUUUGAGAUGUCGUACUGGACGGCGGUCAACACUUUCUUCGUUCUGGGCAGCCUGGCCAUGUACUUUGCUGUCACAUUCACCAUGUACAGUAACGGCAUGUUUCUCAUGUUGCCAUCAGCCUUUUCUUUCAUAGGAACAGCCCGAAACUCUCUGAACCAGCCGAACGUUUGGCUGACGAUCCUCCUCACCUCCACUCUGUGUGUCCUUCCCGUGAUUACCUACCGCUUCCUGUUGAUUCAGCUCUGCCCCACCAUCAAUGACAAGGUGAUGUUCAAGGUGAGACGGACCAAACCGGCACCUUCCCCUCCUGCUCGACGCACCCGUAUGCGCCGCACCAGCUCCCGCCGUUCGGGCUACGCCUUCUCGCACGCGCAGGGCUAUGGUGACCUGGUGACGUCCGGCCGGUUCCUGCGGCGUCCUGCUGUGUCGCGAUCUUCAGCUUUUACCAACGCGGGCCGCACCACCAUGGGCUUCAGUCCCAUGGGACGAUCGGCCGGAUACAGCCCGACGUCCCGCCCCCAGGCCGCCAAGGUCGAGGAUGUGGAGGGGAUGUCUCUUCAGAUGUACAGGACUAUCAAAGAUUCCACACUCUGACAGACAGGAAGAACACGCUAACGGGAAAGCUGAAUGACACAGGCAGUCAGAGGUGUUUGAAGCUCACUUUUGUACAUUUGUUAGCAUGAAGAACUCGCUCGGGCUCUCCACAGAACUUCAUGUCAACAAAUUUUCAAAAUCCGUCUCUCAUCUACACAGUCACCCAAGACGUGUUCUGAAGAGCAUGUGACUUUUGCUCUGAGCAUUUUAUUUUGUAGGAGUUUAUCAAAGGGAACUGCAGCAAAAUGUGUAGCUGCCUCUGAUGGGUGCGAGGAAGACUUUCCUUAGAUCAUGAGUGUUCAUGUCAAACAUCCUCAUGCAGAGCGAACAGAUGAGAGACUGAUGAACGAAGUGUUUCUGACACUAGAAACAGUAACGGUGUGAUUCAUCUUCCAGUAGGAACAACCACAGAAGGGAAAGGAAACAUGUUCAUGCUUCAUGAGAAGGAGAAAAUCAUGUUUACAGACUACCAGGACUUUUGUUGACCCUGGGAGUCCAGAUGCACAGCAGGGCUUUGUACAGAGGAAACAACCAGCAAAGCCAUGUUGCAUAAGAUAUUUUAAUUUUUGUACCUUAAGCAUCUUUUAUUUUCCUAUCUUAAAGGCUGUGCUAGCAGUUAGCACUUUGGCAGCGUCACACGGCGAUGGGAGAUAUUUGAAAGAUAAACAUCUUUCUUCUCAGUGGAGAAGAAAAACAGAAAAAAAAAAAAAUUUGCAGCAGGAUUCAGCAUCUUCAAAAGACAGGGAUAUUUAAAUCAUAAGCAUCAGUGCCACUGAGUAAUGAGACAUACUUUAUAUUUUAAGGGUUUAUAAGUUGUAAAAAAUAGUUUUAUUAUCAAUCAGAAAAUGAAGGAUUAUUGUUUAACAGAAAAUUUACAAAUUAUUAAUUUUGGAUCGCCAGUUUGCAAAAACCUUUGUUUGUGGAUGUUUAUCCUUCUCUUGUGUAACUUUUAAAUAGUUCUUCAAAGCAUCUUGAUAGGUUAUUGGUGAUUGGUUUGGACCUCCUAAGGGAUCACAAAUAAAUCUGGGGUGGUCAAGAGGAAGGAAAAAACAUAUUUCUGCUACAAGAAUCAUGUUUGUUUUAUUUCUGACCUCUCAUUAAAAUGUGAAAUACUGAGUAGUUUUCUUCUCCAGGCCCCUAAAAACAAAUCAAAUGAAGCAGUCUGGGAACUUUGUCUUUGUUUGAACUUCUCCCAACUCAUGACCAUGGAGAUAACAACAAAUACUUACUACUAGUAAAAUUUAAUGUAUUGACAAGGUUAUUUUGCAUAAAAUUUGUCUUAGUUAACUAGUAAACAAUUUAUAAAGUAUUCCUUAUUACAAAGUGGCACCAAAUCUUCUGCAGGAUGAAAUCUAACCUGUGCCUUGGUGUUAAAGUCGAGGGUUUACACUCUGAGUUGCUCUCCAAUAAAAGCAACUGAGAGUCUAAAAGGCUGUAUUCCAGCCGGCUGUAUUACAUGUGGAGGUAUCAUGUUUUCAUCAUGUUUAGAUCUAAUUAUUAUAGUUCAAUAUUUUCACCAGAAAAUCCCUCAAAUGCACCUCGAGAUCUAAUUUAUCGUCUGCAGCUGCUGAGCAAACUACAAAAGAAAAAUUCACAUUUUCACCCCGUAAAACAGCAGGAGAGGUGAACUGCGCGACUGUGCAGGAACUAAUUUGUAGUACACACCUGUUCAGGUUGUUCACUUUAACAACAAUCACUCAACAUCUACCCGUGAUCUACCCCACACACUACAGAGUUGACUGCAUGGUCCUUUUAAUCCAUUCAGAGACACAUUAGGAUUCAUAUCCGUCCGCAUGUCUGUCAGAGCCGAUGAUGUGAUCAGAUCACAUGGGACGUAUUUUAGUGCCAAGUCUGAAUAAACACUGCUUAGGUGAUUUAUACCUCAUUUUAGAAUCAGUCUAUCAGAUAUUGUAUUACAUCAUGUAUUUGCUUUUGCUGUUACCGUAGGUCUGACAGUCAGCUCUGUGGUUAGCAGUAUUUCUAACCAAACAUGUAAAAACACAGAAUAUUUUCACUGUUCUUUCAGCUGACUGAAAACAUGAGCUAACUUAAAAGAAAACACAGAAGGUGCCUUAAUAUUGAAAGAAAAAGAAAUUAAACAAUAAUGGCAAGAAUGUAUGAUUGAAGAUAAGUGUGUUAAAAUUACAGGUUUUAUGCAACACAGUCAAGGACAAGCAUUCAUUUUCAGGAGACAAUUUUAUUUUUAUACAGUCAGGUUUAUUUUUAGUGAUAACAGCUGGACAGCUGCAACUUUAAUUUAUUAUUUGGUGUGUGAAGGUUUAUAGAACAGUCCAAAUUAAAUUUUAUUAUUUGCAAAAUAAUUGAUAGUUGCCCAUAUUUUUUAUGCAAUUACUGGUUACUACAGUUCAGUUUAAACUGUUAAACAGCUGUUGGAUGUCUUGACGUUGUAAACCUGUAAACCAGCUUUAAUGUUUUGUGUUUGUGAACAUCUGUUACCACAGUGUGACUGAGACAGAAUUGAAUGCACUAACUCUAACCCUGCUGGUGAACCAAUGAUUUUUUAAGGCUUUGUGCGUCAACACAUUUCAAUAUUUACUCUGAAGUGUUCUUCACGGGAAUAUUUCAGAGUCUGGAUAUGUAGAGGAAACAUUUGUUGCAUGUUUGUAAAAGAUGUUGGAUGUCAGAUGUUACCAGUUUCAUUACACAGGGGCCCAUUUCAUUGUGAGCACUGCUUACAAACAGUUCACAGAUAGUGAGGGCUCCACAUUUACAGCUACACAGCAGCGGAUAAAUAUGCAAAUCAUACAGCGCUAUUUUAUGCUCAUGUGAGGGUCAGAAGAACGUCAUUCAUUUUGAUUAGUCAAACAUAUCAAAAUGUGCAAGAGAAAAAUUAUCUCAUGAUGCAGAUGUGCUGAAACGACCCCUUCAAUCACACCACGUAGAGCUCUGUGUACAGUAUUAAUGCAGAAUAAAUGAAUUCAGAGAGGCCACUACAUGGUCAAAUCAUGCAUUGCAAGUAUUUUUUCCAUUAUUACUGUGGUACUUUCCAAAAUAAAUAGCAGCCAUAAAGAUAACUUUAAAUGUUUCUGAUGUUUAUCAAUAUAUUCCUAUCAUUAUAUCUCCUGCCCUGAAGACUGAAACUGUAACUUGACCAUUUCUCAAACAUGACAAAAAAAUCGAAUGAUUUUUGAACUGCUCUUCCUCAUAACCAUUUUGUAUAAUUUUGUACUUUAAAAAGUUUAUACUGCAAUAAAAAAGAUCAAGAUGA
This is a messenger RNA of Seriola aureovittata, 7151 nucleotides long. It is a transcript of the gene atp8b5a, whose product is annotated as ATPase phospholipid transporting 8B5a. The record is from RefSeq and is a predicted model, not a curated record. Gene Ontology annotation, molecular function: magnesium ion binding; ATP hydrolysis activity; ATP binding. The transcript has 27 exons. Gene Ontology annotation, cellular component: plasma membrane. Bases 176 to 3922 code for a protein of 1248 amino acids. NCBI's taxonomy places the organism in Eukaryota, Metazoa, Chordata, Actinopteri, Carangiformes, Carangidae. Gene Ontology annotation, biological process: Golgi organization; phospholipid translocation.